UGUCGAAGGACUCACUUACUCACUGACGGGCUCAGCUCCCACACUCGCACUCGGAUACGCGUGGAGAUUUCAGCGCUGUCUGUCUUCGCCCUUCCUUGGAGAGACGAUCGAUCGAUCGAUCGAUAGAGGCGCAGGGGCAGUAUGAAUAUGCAUGCCGUGCUUGAGGUGGUGGCGUUUUUUGUCCGCGUGAUGCGCUCCGUGCUUAAUCUGGAUCUCAAUCUCAAUCUUCUGCGUUGCGCAAGCGCCACGGCUCUGCUGCCGGCAGCGUACGCCUCGACUCUCUCGGUCCCGAUCUUGCAUUUGUAAGGAGGCUGCUGCCCUCGGCCUACUAACAUCACCAUCACCAUCACCGCCGCAACGAGUGCGACAUCAUGAAGCUCGGCUUGCAGAUACUGUAAUAUCGGACGAGCAGAAUUGCGGAAAGUUCCGAUCAUUCAAUCUCGAACGCCUGGAGCUUUUCCUCGUGCGGAGACUUCGAUGUCGAUUCUUCGCAGUUCCCAUCACUUGCCAGGGUCUGUACAUACGUCAUAGAACUUCUCGUGUCGCAGUUAGUCAGUCAGUGGCUCGGCAUCUUCUCUUGACAAUAGUCAGACAUUAAGAGCACUAGAACUGUAAGCAGCGGCAAGCUGCUGACAGUCAGUCAGUCAAUAAGUUGAGACGGGCCCAAACCUGUAGCAUCUUUUGCUCAAUCACAGUUCGUUUCACCGUGAAUAAAUAUGUCACUCAUCUGCGCCUCGGCCUUCCGGGUACCACGCUGCGUGCGAGUGCAUAAAUACCUUCCAAUAAUUUGGUGCAAGUCUGCAACAUACAUUCCUUCGUGAGGAGAUCAUCCAGAAGAAAACUACGGAAUUCGAUUUUUAUUAUUAUUCAUUCAAUUUCAACGAGCACUGAUGGGAGUGAAUUCUCCGAAGGGAAUGAAUUCCCGUGACUUCAGUGGCAUCGAUGCUUCCCGCUGCACGCAUGGGUUAUCGAAAGUCCACUGUCGCAGACCGAAUUGGAUCCGAUCGUUCGGAUCCAAUUCGUGUCAACGGAGCGGAUAAAGAUUGGACAUUGCGCUUUCUGCAGAAACCAGUAGGUGCGCCGAAGAAUUUCUCGACCGCGAGCAAGGCGAGGCGAGGCGGGCUCGACAUCGCCGAGCAACGCGUGGUGCGAUUUGCUCUGCGGCCCCCCGGAGUCGAGAGUCGGUGACGACCCGAGGGUCCGACGGCUGAGACGACGGACCGCCGGUCGCGGAACGUACGGCGGAGAGAGACUGCACGCCGCAGUUAUGGAUGGCACAGAUUUCUCACGAGGGCCCCCGGUGUCCCUGGUCGCCGCCUGGCCACCACAAUUCGUCCACCGGCCCCAGCCGGCGAACGCCAUCCACGGAAGACCGAAGGCCGACUCCGAGUGGAUGUGGAGCCGCAAAGUGACGUGGACGGGACUUCGGCGUCCACCGGGAGAGCAAGGUGACCUCGUCGUGCGUCGCCAAUUUUCCCACUUUAGAUGUUGAAAUGAGAGCAAGGAUACCAGGAAUAGAGCAAAGUGUUUGGAUCGUUUGGAACCGGACAAAGUGGAGUAUCGAAAAGUACAGGGAUACCCCUUCGUCUCUCACGUGGAUGAAAGAAAUCACAUGGGAUGAACCCAUGAACUAAAGAAGAAAGUGAAAUAUGAUAUAUCAUAUUUCAAUAUUUUUUAUUAUUUGUG
Marchantia polymorpha subsp. ruderalis is the source of this 1686-nucleotide messenger RNA. The record is from the annotation of a GenBank genome assembly. Lineage: Eukaryota; Viridiplantae; Streptophyta; Marchantiopsida; Marchantiales; Marchantiaceae.